Molecule: messenger RNA, 1161 nt
Organism: Patiria miniata (bat star)
Lineage: Eukaryota; Metazoa; Echinodermata; Asteroidea; Valvatida; Asterinidae
Exons: 7
Coding region: 1-1161 (386 amino acids)
Biological process (GO): signal transduction
Molecular function (GO): protein binding
Source: RefSeq, a predicted model, not a curated record
AUGGAAAACGACAUGGGCUGUAAGUCACUGGACGCAUACAGGAACUUGGAAGUCUUUUACAACCAGGGAGAUGUGAUCGCUACCAUUGACAACAUUAAGACUGGCUGGGAAAUAGAAGAAAAGACAUCAAAGGAACAGAAAAUCCCGAAGACAGCUGUAUGGAAGUUUCCUACAAACUCUGUGACCUUUGACCUCAUGCGGGAGACCAACCAUGGAGCGACAGCGAGUGGUUCAAACCAGUCCGACAAAUCACUACCUGGAUGCGAUGGCUUUGUUUACCAACUUAAAGCUGAUUCGACCAAAUCGAGUUCGGAGGGACACAAAGCUCGUCUCUCAGUUAGACCAAAGGAAGGAAAAUGUUCACUACCAACGGUAUUCCCUGACACUAAGCGUCCUGUAGAAGACACCUGUCGGAUUUGCCACAAAAACCCACCUUCGAAUGACGGAAUCUGCACUACCUGCAGGGUAAAACUAAAAGAGGCUUUAACAAAGAACACUGGUAAAGAGACGGAUGGAGGUUUCGGUGGUCUAUCCAAGAAAACAGUGAUGGAGCUUUUACGCUUGCUGAAAGAUGAAAGUGACGGCAGAUGCAACUGGAUACGUCUUGCUGAAGAGAUAUUCGGCCUGGGAACCAAGUUGAUUGAUUCGCUUCGCCGAGGAAUGGCUAAUCCAGUUAUAGAAGUAUUGAAGUUAUACUUCUCGUGCAAGCGAGAGGAUGGCGUUCCCAAUCAAGAUGCGGUUGGGAGUCUUCUCGAGGUUUUCAAUCGUCUUGAUAUGAAAGAAGCCGUUCAAAUUGUGCAGGCUGAACAGAAUACGCAAUUAGCUGACGAGAAGUUAUUCUGGCAACUGGCUGAAAAACUGGGUCCGGAGUGGGAAAAGUUAGCCGCGUUUCUGAAGAUCUCAUCUGACGAGGUAUACAGGAUCAAGAGGAAUAAUGUAGAACAGGUCGAGAAGCAGAUCGUCACCAUGCUUGUACUUUGGAGGAAGCGGUGCGUGGUCAACGGAAACGACUGGAAAUGUAAACUGGCUGAACAGCUGGAGGAAGUCAAGCUACCCGCUUUGGCCGAGUUCGUUAUUGACUAUGCUCCAUCACCAGAAGUUAAGGACUCUGCAAACAAAGAGCAAUUCAACAGCUGCAAAGAAGCACAACAGGAUGGUUGA